CAGGAAAAGAAGCCCGCGCUCCGCAGCUCGCCCGGCGGGAGGCCCUCGCUCACGCGGCUUCUCCCUGACCUCUUAAUUUGAGGAGGUUUCAGAGGCUCCAAGUACCUAUACAGCCCCACAGAAACUACUUGUGUUGGACCCUGGAGGAUCAGCUUUCAGCAGCAUUAUUGUUACAUCUUCACCGCGCCUUCACCCAUAGGCUCUACCUUGGGUCUGAUUUCCACCAGUGAACUUUUUGGUGCUUUCUUUAAUCAUGUGACACCACCACUUGCCCGCCUUUCUCCUUUCCAGUAGUCAAAUCCAUUAGUUAUAAAUUUGUUGCGUUCAAAUAACAGUUUCCUGCCUGUGCACUUUCACCUCCUUUGCACCUUUCACUUCACCUUAACUUGCUGUUAUUCUUUUCCUAAGCACUUUCCUGUGCAACCUAUACUAGUCCUUUGCUUAGAAGAGACAGCAUUUGUUACAGUUCACUGCCUGACAAAAACAACUUGAGGAAUUAAGUUUUCUCCUCUUUUCCCGUAUGUCAAGUUUGCAAGUUUUUUCUUGACUUAAACUCUUCUCCUACACAUGGCCCAAAAUAUUCAACCUGAGUCUUAGUGGCUUUAACAAAGAGCCUUACCUGCACGGAUGGCAGAUUUGAGUAUGCAGUAGGACCCUUUUAAAGAUCUUAGUAGUGUAGUAUUGAUUCAGUUUCUAGCCUUUCAUAAGACUGCACCUUAUAAAAACACUAUGUGAGGAAGAAAGAUGGAAUUAAUUGGAGCGAUUCCUCAUAGGAACUAUGUAAGUUUUAAAGUCCAAGUGAAGAGAUUCUUUUAGACCUGGUCUGGAAAGUGGCCAUCACACUAAGUCCUAGGGCACAAAUGAGUGAUGUUAAGAUUCUAUUUUCUAGACUCUAUUCAAGUCUAAGUUGUUAAUUAUCUUGUAGUAAUCACUUGAAAUAUUAGACACUUAAAAUGUUGGGGAAACGUAAGCGUGUGGUAUUGACAAUUAAAGACAAACUUGACAUUAUUAAGAAACUUGAGGAAGGCAUCUCUUUCAAAAAACUUUCUGUGGUGUAUGGGAUUGGUGAGUCUACAGUUCGUGAUAUUAAAAAGAACAAAGAAAGGAUUAUAAACUAUGCAAACAGUUCAGAUCCCACGAGUGGGGUGUCCAAACGUAAAUCUAUGAAGUCGUCAACCUAUGAGGAACUUGAUAGAGUGAUGAUAGAGUGGUUUAACCAACAGAAGACAGAUGGGGUUCCAGUAUCCGGAACUAUUUGUGCAAAGCAAGCCAAGUUCUUCUUUGAUGCUUUGGGGAUGGAAGGUGAUUUUAACGCGUCAUCUGGCUGGCUAACUCGAUUCAAACAGCGCCAUGGUAUCCCAAAGGCUGCUGGUAAAGGAACAAAAUUAAAAGGAGAUGAAACUGCUGCCAGUGAAUUUUGUGGUACCUUUCAGGAAUUUGUUGAGAGAGAAAAUCUACAACCAGAGCAAAUUUAUGGUGCUGAUCAAACGGGGUUGUUCUGGAAAUGUCUACCAUCGAGGACUUUAGUUCUUGACACUGAGCGAAAUACUUCAGAGUACAGGUCAAGCAGAGAGAGAAUUAUUAUAAUGUGUUGUGCAAAUGCCACAGGCUUACACAAACUUAAUCUUUGUGUUGUGGGGAAAGCAAAAAAACCCCGUGCAUUCAAAGGAACUGACCUUUCCAACCUUCCUGUCACUUACUUCAGUCAAAAAGGUGCGUGGAUAGAACAGUCUGUUUUCAGACAGUGGUUUGAUAAAUAUUUUGUUCCACAGGUUCAGAAGCAUUUGAGAUCCAAGGGUCUUCUAGAAAAAGCAGUGCUCCUUUUAGAUUUUCCCCCAGCACAUCCAAAUGAAGAACUGUUGAGUUCAGAUGAUGGCAAAAUAAUUGUAAAGUAUUUGCCAGCAAAUGUCACAAGUCUAAUUCAACCAAUGAGCCAGGGAGUUUUAGCCACAGUAAAAAGAUACUACCGAGCAGGACUUCUCCAGAAGUAUAUGGAUGAAGGAAUCGACCCAAAAAUGUUUUGGAAGAACUUGACAGUGUUGGAUGCAAUUCAUGAGGUGUCCAGGUCUUGGAACAUGAUAAAAGCAAGUACCAUAACCAAAGCAUGGAGAAAACUCUUCCCUGGCAAUGGAGAAAAUUCGGUUAUGAACAUUGAUGAAGGAGCCAUUUUAGCCGCUAACUUAGCAACAGUUUUACAGAAUACAGAAGACUGUGAACACGUUGACAUUGAGAAUAUUGAUCAGUGGUUUGACUCUCAGAGUAACGACUCAAGCUGUCAGGUGCUGACGGACAGUGAAAGUGCUGAGGAUCAGGCCACAGCUGCUGAGUGGAAGCCUUCCAGUAAGACUAGAAGAUCAGAACUGAAUCCUGAGAAGCAUAUUAGCCAUAAAGCUGCACUUGAAUGGACUGAAAAUUUACUGAGUUACCUAGAACAACAAGAUGACAUGCUUCUGUCUGAUAAAUUGGUAUUACGGAGGCUUCGGACCAUAAUAAGAAGAAAACAGAAGGUCCAAAAUAACAAAAAUCAUAGUGCUCUAUGAAUGAAUUCAUAGUAUUUCAGUGUGUUUUCAUCCUUGUAAUUAUAUCUGCAUUGGAGCUUAUCUUGUUUGAAGCGCUGUGGAUUCUAAGGCCAAAUACAUUUUAUAAAUGAAUUUAGGACUAGAUGCCAUUUUGGAGCACCUAAAUCACAACUCUUUAAUGUGGACUCCGGUAACUGAGCAUAAUCAUGUAAAUUAGUCUACUGUUUUUAAUCUGUAUUAUACUAACUAGAUUAUAAGGUACCUAAGGCCAGGGAUCUCUGUUUUGUGCCUAAAUUUCAGUGUGUCUAAUAAAAGUCCAUGCACAUUAU
Messenger RNA from Fukomys damarensis (Damara mole-rat), 2848 nucleotides. It is a transcript of the gene Tigd2, whose product is annotated as tigger transposable element derived 2. NCBI's taxonomy places the organism in Eukaryota, Metazoa, Chordata, Mammalia, Rodentia, Bathyergidae. Gene Ontology annotation, molecular function: DNA binding. The transcript is spliced from 2 exons. The record is from RefSeq and is a predicted model, not a curated record. Gene Ontology annotation, cellular component: nucleus. The coding region runs from base 954 to 2540 and encodes 528 amino acids.